AUGAUCGAGGAGUACAAUGCAAAAAUAUUCGAGGUGACUGAGCAGAUCAACGAGCACAAGGCAUGCGCUCUGGCUGGAGGCAAUGAGCAGAUGGAAAUAUACGACAUAAACUCAUUGAUGUAUAUUUCGUUACGGAGCUACGUCCUCCUGACUGAGCAAAUUACGGAAACCACGAUGCCAGAAGCGAUCUACGGGUGGCUACAGCAACAGGUCUACACUGAAGACGUAAGUAGCUUCGUACAAAAUGCAAAAUACGCAAUUUGCACAAACUUCCUUGAAGGGCGACUACUGGAAGAAGCAAAGAAGUUUGCGUUGGAGAACGGUGGUGUAAGCAAAAAGGAGAACAAGCAGCCAAUCACAUUCAAAUACAAUGACAUGGAUUUGUACAAGAAGAUACUUGAGGACGGAGACUUCUUGUCGAAGCAGCUCAAGAAGAGUGCUCCUAAGGCGGAAGAGGAGAAGAAGGAGACGGAGGAUCCAUACGAUGCAUUGCUCUAUAAGACGCCUAAGACAUAUUUCACAGCUAGCGAGGCCAUGCAGCUCAAGUCACAGAAGAUAUUCAGCACAUACAGCAAAUUUAAUGACAUUUUUGGGCUGGGACAGAUAAAUUUGAGACCCCAGAAUAAAAUGGAAGAUAUGAAGGAGUUUCACAACCAUCAAAAGAAUAUGAUUAUGAGGGGAAUAUUGAAGCCAUUUUCAAAGCCAAGAGGAAAGCAGAUGGACAGCGACGACAAGAAAGACAGACCGUUCCAAUGCAAAGUACCAGGAUGCAACCGCGCAUUCAAGCGAUUUGAGCAUCUCAAACGACACAACAAGAUGCAUACGGGCGAGAAGCCGUUUGUCUGCAAAUAUCCCGGCUGCAGCAGGGGAUUCUCAAGAUCUGACAACUUGAACGCACACUACAAGACGCACAAUAUAUCAGCAGAGCAAAAGGAUCAGCUCACGACAAAGAACAAGCGAUCGUCAAACUUUAUCAAUUUUGACUCAUUCUAG
Enterospora canceri is the source of this 993-nucleotide messenger RNA. The record is from the annotation of a GenBank genome assembly. NCBI's taxonomy places the organism in Eukaryota, Fungi, Microsporidia, Enterocytozoonidae.